Molecule: messenger RNA, 474 nt
Organism: Lathyrus oleraceus (garden pea)
Lineage: Eukaryota; Viridiplantae; Streptophyta; Magnoliopsida; Fabales; Fabaceae
Exons: 2
Coding region: 1-474 (157 amino acids)
Source: RefSeq, a predicted model, not a curated record
AUGCCUUCAUAUACUAAAUUCCUUAAAGAGAUCUUAUCUAAUAAGAAAUAUCUUGAGGAUGAUGAAACCGUUAUACUUACUGCUGAGUGUAGCGCUAUUUUUCAAAACAACAUGCCUCAUAAGCUGAAAGAUCUAGAGAACGUUCCCGUUCGUAUAGAUCACUUCUAUAUUCCUACCGACUUUGUAAUAAUGGAUAUAAAGGAUGAUUCUGACAUACCUAUUAUUUUAGGAAGACCCUUUUUAGCCACAGAUGAAGCCAUCAUAGAUGUCAAGAAAGGAAAGCUAACUUUUGAAGUUGGUGAAGAAAAAGUCAAAUUUAUUUUAGCUCCAUUCUUAAAGGCGCCAGCUAUAGAAGAUUCAUGUUGUCUCUUAGACAUCAUCGACGAAUGUGUGAAAGAAAUGGAGAGGAAGCCCUCUAAGUAUAUUGAAGUACUAAAGAUUCCAGCUCCUCCUACGUUCGAAGACGAUAAUUGA